Messenger RNA from Aureobasidium pullulans EXF-150, 966 nucleotides. RefSeq names its product Aldo/keto reductase. NCBI's taxonomy places the organism in Eukaryota, Fungi, Ascomycota, Dothideomycetes, Dothideales, Saccotheciaceae. The transcript has a single exon. The record is from RefSeq and is a predicted model, not a curated record. The coding region runs from base 1 to 966 and encodes 321 amino acids.
AUGUCCGGAUCAGGAAUCAAGACUGUAUUUGGUGGAGCUAGUGUUGGCUUUGGUACCUUCAAGACUGUUGAGCAGUGUGAUGAGGUGUUCAAGAUUCUCAAGGCCCACGGUGUCGACACCAUCGACACAGCACAAUUGUACGGUUCAAGUGAGCAGAUCCUAGGAGAAGCCAAAGCUGGUGAGCAGUUCAUCAUCGACUCCAAGACUCCCGGAGGUUUAAACCCACCUACCAACACCAAGGCUCUGAUCCUCGAGAAUGGCCACGAGAGCACAAAGAAACUAGGAACGUCUAUCAACGUCUUCUACAUCCACGCACCAUCUGCAAGCGAGCCGAAUGCCGACGUCCUUUCAGCUAUCAAUGAGCUCUACAAAGCCGGCGUCUUCAAGAAGUUCGGUCUCUCCAACUUUGCAGCCGGUGACGUCCAGGCCGUGUACGACUACUGUGAGAAGAAUGGAUUCGUCUUGCCCACUGUCUAUCAAGGUAACUACUCUCCUGUCGCCCGUCGCCAGGAUACUGAGCUCCUUCCCACACUUCGCAAGUUGGGUAUCUCCUUCUACGCCUACAGCCCGCUCGCCGGCGGAUUCUUGACCAAGUCCAAGCAAGAAGUCCUGGAUGGCAAGGGAAGAUUCGGUCUCGAGGGCAUCGGAGCCAUCUACAACAACAUGUACUCGAGACCUCUCCUCUUGGACGCGCUUGCACGAUGGGAGAGGAUUGCCAGCGAGGCAGGUGUUCCUCGUGCUGAAUUGGCAUACCGUUGGGUCAAAUACAACUCCGCCUUGAAGCCUGAACACGGAGAUGCAGUCAUUGUUGGUUCUAGCAGUACCGAGCAGUUGGAGCAGACUCUAGAAGGUCUCGAUCAUGGUCCUCUGCCUGCUGAGGUGGUGGAGAAGAUCGACAGUGUCUGGGAGACGAUUAAGCAUGUCGCACCUCUGGACAACUUUGCCGAUGGCAUGAAGCCUUCUUAG